This is a messenger RNA of Prunus armeniaca (apricot), 270 nucleotides long. The record is from the annotation of a GenBank genome assembly. Lineage: Eukaryota; Viridiplantae; Streptophyta; Magnoliopsida; Rosales; Rosaceae.
AUGGCGAUGAAGAAAAGUUUAGAUGCAGCGAAGACGUUGAAGCACUUGAAUCCAGAUGGGGAAGAAGACCCCCUCUGCCCCAAAAGAGAGCACCACCACCCAAAGGAGCUGAAGUUGAGCUCAUCUGAAGAUCAAACCAAGGAUGAGCAAAGGUUGUUCAAACCAAAAGCUGGCAGUGUCUUCCCGGCAAAGAAGAGGCCUUCUUCAGCUCCUGCUUCAAACGCCAACAAGGUCAUGAGCAACCACAUUUAUCCAAGCCCACCGCCAUAG